Daphnia pulicaria is the source of this 1365-nucleotide messenger RNA. RefSeq lists its product as uncharacterized. The coding region runs from base 120 to 1289 and encodes 389 amino acids. The transcript is spliced from 4 exons. NCBI's taxonomy places the organism in Eukaryota, Metazoa, Arthropoda, Branchiopoda, Diplostraca, Daphniidae. The record is from RefSeq and is a predicted model, not a curated record.
AACUGCGGUAAGUCGCGAAUUCCACAAGUUUGUGAAAAUAUCCAAGUGUUUCCUCUUUUGUUAAAGACAUUUUUACAUUUAACCCUUGCCAAUUUUAACAUCAAUUUGUCUAUUCACUCAUGAUGUCUGUGUGGAAACUUAAAAGGAAUCCUUUAGUUAUAAUAAGUCAGUUAAGGAAAAUCUCAACUGAGAGAAACUCCCCUUGCAAUGCGAUGCUGAAAUCUAAGACUCCGAUUACUAAUGUGAUACGUCAAGUGCGAACAAGCUGCAACUACCAUCAAGAAAUCAAAGAUGACUUCAGAUUAAUGAACUUUGUUGAAAAAACUGUAAAUUCUUAUGGAUAUCUAGAAAUGUGCAAUCUAGAUUUGGAUGUCUCAAUCAAACCUACCUGCCCAGAUAAAUAUCCUGAUAUGAAUAAAGCCAUCUGUAAAUUUUAUUCCAAGAUAGAAGACACUCCUCCUCAGCUCAUUCAUGAAGAUGAAAAAUUAUCUAUUAAAGGAAAUAAGGUUUAUCAAUCCAAGGAAAGUCACUGCUCUAUCGAGAUUCCAAUGAAGUAUCAUGUGGAUUCUUCCAAUAUUUUGGGACAAAAUUCUGUAAAAGUUGAAUCACUAGAAUCUCCCUCAAUCAGAAUCACCACUGGAACUGGUGACAUCACUUCCAAAAGCAUUAAAGGCGAUUUCAUAAGUCUACUCAGCCAAACUGGAAACGUAAACUGCCUUGGAUUGUCUCAAGGAAGAAUCACCAUCCAUAGUGGCAGUGGGGACAUUCACGGCUACAAAUUCCAAGGUCCUACUUUGAAAGUCGCCACAAACUCGGGGAACAUCACCGCAGAAUCUGUCUAUUCGGAUGAGUCGCAAUUCGUUUCGGCGACUGGAAACAUUACGCUCAAAAAUCUGCACAGAAAAUGCAGCGUGAAAAUCACCAGCACUGGAAAUUUGAAUGCUUCUGGAAUGGAUGGCAGUUUGGAUGCUCAGUUAGGCCAAGGCCAGCAUCAAAUUCAAAUCAGCCAACUGCAAGAGGACUCGUGUGUUCGCAUCGUUAACGGCUCGCUGACUCUGAAAGUUCCAGAAGAUUGCGCUUUUGGCAUUCGUGUCACAGCUCGAUCCAUCGCCAUCACUCCGGAAAAAAUGAGGAUCGGGCACCUAAUAACAACUGACGACUCAUGUUUUUUCGAAUAUCGAACGCACGACGACAGCCACUCGAUUAUCGAGAUCGACGGCAAGAACAGCAACGUUGUGAUAGAGAACGAGGAUUGGUUCGCCUCUUUGGGUCUCGAAUGGCAGAAAUAAUAAGUAAGAUUGUGUGUUUCCAGGUUAAUAGGUGUAUUGUAUCUAGAGAGUGGACUAAUAAACACAAUUUCAUCUA